Molecule: messenger RNA, 799 nt
Organism: Pleuronectes platessa (European plaice)
Lineage: Eukaryota; Metazoa; Chordata; Actinopteri; Pleuronectiformes; Pleuronectidae
Exons: 3
Coding region: 7-663 (218 amino acids)
Source: RefSeq, a predicted model, not a curated record
GUAAAAAUGACAGCUGGGUUGGUAGCUCAUAACGUUCCUCUAGCCUUUACGGACCACCUGGGGCCUCUCCUAAAAGACUGUUUUGGAGAUUCGAAGACGGCGCAGGACUACAGGUGUGCCAGGACUAAGUCAUCCUGCAUUACUAACAAAGCGCUUGCGCCUUAUUUCACACAAGAGCUUGUGAAGGAGCUCAAAAACAGCCCAUACACCCUUGUUACAGAUGGGUCAAAUGACACAGGAGUGCAAAAGAUGAACCCGCUUACUGCCCGGGUCUUCAUGGGAAGCAAAGUUGUCCACCGAUUUUUGAGCAUGUGCACAACAAGUGGGAAGACAUGUGGGACAGCAAGCGAGAUCUUCGCCAAGAUUAACUCCACCCUAGAGGAGCAUGGUAUCCCUUGGGAGAACUGCGUUGCUCUCUCGGUUGACAAUGCAGCUGUGACCAUCGGACCACAUAAUUCCAUCGCCUCUAGGGUGCUCCAGAAACACCCCAACACCUAUAUUCAUGGUUGUCCUUGUCAUGUGGCCCAUAACACCGCCAAAGCUGCAGGAGGGGGAUUUUUUAAAGUGUCUGGUUUUGAUUUGGAGGACAUGGUAGUGGACAUCGGUUACUGGUUCAAAGGUAGCACAAAUCGGAAAGGAUACCUGACAGGUAUGCAUGUUUGAUACUAUUACGUGUAAUAUUGAAAUGCAGAGCUUUAGAAAAGAUAUGAUAUGGAAUUAAAUGUUUGAAACAGAGUUUUGUGAGCUGCAUGAAGCUGAGUACAUGGAGGUCCUCCUGCACAUCUCAGUUCGUUGGCUA